AUGCAUUCUCCCUCGAUCAUGAUGGGAUUGAGUACUACUCUCCUUUUGCUUUCUCUACUUCUUCUUCAUCAAUGCAUAUCAACCGCUAACGCAACCCAAGUUUCUCACGAUGGUAGGGCCAUCACCAUUGAUGGCCAGCGCCGUCUUCUCAUCUGUGGCUCCAUUCAUUAUCCACGUAGCACGCCCGAGAUGUGGCCUGAUUUGAUUAAGAAGGCUAAAGAGGGUGGCCUCGAUGCAAUCGAAACUUAUGUUUUUUGGAAUGCUCAUGAGCCUUUUCGUCGCCAGUAUGACUUUUCUGGCAAUUUGGAUUUUAUAAGAGGAUUUCCACUAUGGUUGCACAACAUGCGUGGGAUUGAAGAACUUCGAACAGAUAAUACUGUGUACAUGAAAGAGAUGCAAAAUUUUACUGAAAAGAUAGUCGAAUUGGUAAAAAAAGAGAAGCUUUUUGCUUCUCAAGGAGGACCCAUCAUUCUUUCCCAGAUCGAAAAUGAGUAUGGAAAUGUGAUGACAUCUUAUGGACAUGCUGCGAAAGUUUAUGUCGACUGGUGUGCAAAGAUGGCUGAUUCACUUAAUAUUGGUGUCCCAUGGAUCAUGUGUCAACAAAGUGAUGCUCCAAAGCCUAUGAUAAAUACAUGCAAUGGCUGGUAUUGUGAUGAAUUUACUCCCAACAAUCCCAAUAGCCCAAAGAUGUGGACUGAAAACUGGACUGGAUGGUUCAAGAGUUGGGGUGGUUCAGAUCCGUUUAGAACAACUGAGGAUAUUGCUUAUGCUACUGCAAGGUUUUUUCAGCGUGGAGGCACUUUCAAUAACUACUAUAUGUAUCAUGGUGGCACAAAUUUUGGUAGAUCUGCUGGUGGUCCAUUAAUCACAACCUCAUACGACUAUGAUGCUCCUCUUGAUGAAUAUGGGAAUUUCAAUCAACCCAAAUUUGGGCACUUGAAGAAGCUCCAUGAUGCUCUUCAUUCCAUGGAGAAGGUUCUUAUCCAUGGCAAUGUUUCACACACAGACAUGGGGAAUUCAGUUUCGGCAUCGAUUUAUCAGUCAACCGAUGGAACUGGUUGUUUUUUGAGCAAUACAAAUACGACAUCGGAUGCUAGGGUUAGUUUUCAAGGAACACUGUACGACGUUCCUGCAUGGUCUGUUAGUUUACUUCCCGACUGUAAGAAUGAAGUCUAUAACACAGCCAAGGUGAACACUGAAACAUGGGUGAUAGAGAAGAAAGCAAAUCAAACAGAGCAAGAACCAGUACCUUUGAAGUGGGCAUGGAGGCAUGAGAACAUCGAUGACACGGUUAUUAAAGGCAAGGGAGACAAAACUGCUUCUAAACUCAUGGAUCAAAAAGCUGCUAAUGAUGUUAGUGACUACCUAUGGUACAUGACCAGUGUGAAUAUCGAUGAGAAUGACCCGAUUUGGAGCGAUGAUAUGAGCCUGAGAGUUAAUUGUACUGGCCAAGUUCUCCAUGCAUACGUAAACGGUGAAUAUAUAGGAAGAGAAUUUGUUACAUACGGAAUUUUCCAUUAUGUUUUCGAGAAAAAGAUUAAGUUGAAACCUGGCCUGAAUCAAAUAACCCUACUUAGCGUCACCACCGGUUUUCAGCAUUAUGGGCCGAAAUUUGAUAUGAUUGCAAAUGGUGUUCCUGGUCCAGUAGAGAUCAUAGGAAGGAAAGGCGAUCAAACUGUCAUUACAGAUCUUUCUUCCCACGAAUGGUCUUUUAAAGCCGGAAUAAAAAGCAUCGAUCAAUAUAAUAACCUUGUUAAAGUCGAUUCCUCCGAGUGGAAAACUCAUGAUCUUCCCACACAACGAAAAAUGACUUGGUACAAGACGACAUUCAAAGCUCCGAUGGGAAAAGAUCCGGUGUCAUUGGAUCUUGACGGACUAGGUAAAGGACUUGCAUGGGUGAACGGGAAAAGCAUCGGUAGAUAUUGGCCAAGCAACAUUGCAAAAAACCAUUAUUGCUCGGAGAAAGCUUGCGAUUAUCGUGGUAAAUACGAUAACAACAAGUGUGUUAGGGCCUGUGGUUUACCGACGCAAAGGUGGUAUCAUGUUCCACGAUCGUUCUUGGUGGAUGGUGAUCAGAAUGAACUGGUUUUGUGGGAGGAAUUUGGAGGCAACCCAUCGUCGGUGAAUUUCCAGACAGUGUCAGUCGGAAAGGCGUGUGGUUAUGCAUACGAGAACAAGACGAUGGAGAUAUCGUGCAGCCAUGGUCGAAGCAUCACUGCAGUUCGAUUUGCUUCUUUUGGAGACGUUCAAGGGAGCUGUGGGUCGUUUCAAAAGGGGACUUGUCAAGGGGGAAAGAAUGCUUUGGACGUAUUGAAAAAGGAAUGCAUUGGGAAGGAGAAAUGUGUGGUUGCAGCAAAUGAAGCCGUGUUUGGAUCCGUCGAUUGUAAGGGUAUCAGAAAGAGACUUGUUGCAGAAGUAGUUUGUUAG
This is a messenger RNA of Lactuca saligna, 2427 nucleotides long. Lineage: Eukaryota; Viridiplantae; Streptophyta; Magnoliopsida; Asterales; Asteraceae. The record is from the annotation of a GenBank genome assembly.